This is a messenger RNA of Didymodactylos carnosus, 1005 nucleotides long. The record is from the annotation of a GenBank genome assembly. Lineage: Eukaryota; Metazoa; Rotifera; Eurotatoria; Philodinida; Philodinidae.
AUGGCGUUGACACAAAAUGAUAACACAACGAAAUUAUGUGAUAAUGAAGCAAAAUUAAUGACAGUAUCUAGCCCUGAUACCGAAAUCGUCAAUGUGCAAGAUGCAUCAAUUUAUACUCCGUCAGCGAUUGUACCCAGUACAUUUUCUCCAACUCAAACAGAUAUUCCUGUUAUUACGAAUGUAUCAUCGACAACAUCAACUGUUGUUCCAGCUGUCACUGGUAUAACAAGCAAUAGUUCAAGUAGAUCAAGUUUAAAUGAUAGUCCAGAUAUUUGUCGAAUAUGUCAUUGUGAAGGAAAUGAAGAACCACUUAUAUCUCCAUGUCAUUGUAUUGGGACAAUGCAAUAUCUUCAUCAAUCAUGUUUACAAUGGCAAAAAUUAGACAUGAAUGUUGUAGAACGUCGUAAAAUAAUGUGCUCUGUUGCAUUUAAUUUAAUAGCUGUGACAUGUGUUCUAUGGUCAUUACACGUUCUAAUUGAUAAAACAAGAGAAGAAGUUAAACUAGGAAAAUUAGAAUGGCAAUUUUGGACAAAAUUGAUUGUAGUGGCAAUCGGAUUUACCGGUGGUUUGGUAUUUUUAUAUGUACAGUGUAAAAUGUAUUUACAACUUUGUAUUCGUUGGCGUCAAUUUAAUCAACGUAUAAUAAUUCAUUCAAUAAGUGAACGUCAAGCAAAAAAUUUUAAUUCACCACCUGAUCAUACAACAAAUUCUUAUUCUUUUAUAAAUCAAAAUAAUGAUGGUAUAAUAACUGUUCUAGAUGCAAAUAGUUUACCUCAGAUAACAUCAUCUACAGCCAAUAUCGACAAUGAUUCAUCAACAACAUUUCAUUCAGUAUCUCUAACUGAUGAACAACGACGACAUAAUCAUACGGCUGUGACAAGACAUAAUAGACGACAUCGUCCGACAUUUUUUCGGCGUAUAUUUAGAAGGAGUAAUUCACAAGAACAGCAAUCAACAACAACCAGAACGCCAACGAAUAGUCAUGAACAUAAUCCAUUGACAUAA